AUGAAAGAUGAAAUAAGAACUAGCUAUAAUUUUUCAGUUAAAAAUGUUAAUUUUUUUAAAAAUGCAUUAGCUUUAUUGAAUGUUGACGAUAAUAAAAAUAGUAUGAAAUCCAAAAAAUCUAUAAAUAAUAGUGUAGAAUUGGACAACUAUAUUUUAUUUAAUUUAUUUUAUGAGGGUCUAAUGCUUAGAAGUUUAUCUAAGUGCAAGCAAAUAUAUUGUUUUUUAUUUAUAGAUUCAAAUUGUUUUGCUAGUUAUGACAUUUUUGAAAAAGAAGCAAUCGGAACGAAACUUAAAAAAAAUGAAAAUAAUAAUGUAAAAAAAAAAAAAUCAAAUAUAUAUAAUGGAAAUUAUUAUGAUGAAAAUGAAUCAAUAAGUAUUAAUUCCGAUGAUUUAUUUACAACACAUGCUAUAGACAAUGAAAAUAAAGAAGUAAUUAAAUUAAAAUCUGUAUCACCAUUUAAAGUCCAAUAUACUGAGAAUGAGAAAAAUGAAUAUGAUAUUCGAAAAAAAAUAUAUCAAAUGGAUAACAAAAUAAAAAAUUCUGUUGAAUUUCUUGUAUCUCCAUAUAAAUUAUUAAGCGCAUUAGAAUUUUUAAAUCCUGUUAUAUUAAAUAUUAAAUUUGAUUACAUAGACAGAAAAUUAAUUUUGCAUUUAACUGAUGAAGAUGGUGAUACAUCAGAAACUUUUAUAAGUAUAAUUGUAGAUUAUUAUUAUCAAAUAUAUAAAUUAGAAAAACAUACAUUUUUAAAUAAUGAUUAUACUUACUUUAUUUUGCAAUCAACCAUUUUUUCAUUCUAUCUAGAAUAUUUAAUUAAAUAUAACGAUGACCAUAUUACAUUUCAUAUAAGUCCUUAUGUUGAUGAUAAAACAUCAAUCCUCAAAAUCGAAACAAAGAAUAAAAAUUAUCAAAGAUCAGUUAACUUAAUGCCAAAAGAAAAUUUCGAAGAUUUUAAAAUUAUAGCAGAACAAAAAUUUAGUUAUAGAGUGCGAGAUUUAUCGAAAAUUCCACAAGCCCUAAAUAUAAGCUCUUACAUUAGAUUGGAUGUUCAAGAAAAUGGGGUGUUGCGUCUUCAGUUUACUUUAAAGUAA
Molecule: messenger RNA, 1089 nt
Organism: Plasmodium vinckei vinckei
Lineage: Eukaryota; Apicomplexa; Aconoidasida; Haemosporida; Plasmodiidae
Product: conserved Plasmodium protein, unknown function
Exons: 4
Coding region: 1-1089 (362 amino acids)
Biological process (GO): DNA damage checkpoint signaling
Source: RefSeq, a predicted model, not a curated record